Messenger RNA from Penicillium antarcticum, 609 nucleotides. RefSeq lists its product as uncharacterized. Lineage: Eukaryota; Fungi; Ascomycota; Eurotiomycetes; Eurotiales; Aspergillaceae. The transcript has a single exon. The record is from RefSeq and is a predicted model, not a curated record. The coding region runs from base 1 to 609 and encodes 202 amino acids.
AUGUCAACCAACCGCCCAUUCCUGGCCAACUUUCUGGCCGCCUUCCGCGCCCAGUCAACCUAUAAAGCAACCUCCCAGCCCGUGGGCAGCGGCGGCACCUCCUCCCUCUCUAGCGCCCAAAUCUCCCAGAGCGCCCGCGCUAUCGCCACAAAAGCCGCCAGCUCAGCACAGGCAGGCUCAUCGUCAAGCGGUUCAGGCUCCACGUCCUCUCACCACUCGCACCACAAUCACCACACGCAUACUUCAUCGACCUCCGCAUCAGCGGGCACAGCGGGGCCCGUGCAAGGACCCGCCCCGGCCCCGGCCCACCACUAUCACCACUCUACUGCCCAGGCCGAUUCCUCGCUCCCUUCCUCGCCGCCGACGACCCCAGCUUCGUCAACCCCUAUCCCGAUCAACCGGGGCCCGGCUGACCGUCAGCGUCGAGGCAGUGAUAGUUCCAGUGGCUCUGGCGGGUUCCGCGAUGCUAUAGGGCCCGAGAAGUGGUAUAUUGGGGGCCGGACACCGGCUGGUGAAGAACGGUUCUACCGUCUUGGUAUGGUCACCAAGGGUGGCGGGCGGCUUGGGGGUAGUGGACGGGUUGGAAGCAUUGAUCAGUUGAGUCUGUGA